This is a messenger RNA of Apis mellifera (honey bee), 1574 nucleotides long. RefSeq names its product odorant receptor 170 (gene Or170). Gene Ontology annotation, molecular function: olfactory receptor activity; odorant binding. Lineage: Eukaryota; Metazoa; Arthropoda; Insecta; Hymenoptera; Apidae. Gene Ontology annotation, cellular component: plasma membrane. The transcript has 5 exons. The record is from RefSeq and is marked validated. Gene Ontology annotation, biological process: sensory perception of smell; detection of chemical stimulus involved in sensory perception of smell. Bases 301 to 1494 code for a protein of 397 amino acids.
AGAUGAAGAAUGGAAUGACAAGCAACAAUUGUAUCCAACACUUCGAAUUGAUAGAGAUACUCGUAAGCUUUUAGUGACUUGUAUAUCAUUUUUUAGUGCUACUAAAUUUAUCAUAAUAUAAUAAUUAUCCAAAGUUUAUUGCUACUUGAAUAUUUUUAAUUUUCCAAGAUUUCUUAUGAAUCAAAUUUAUCAAAAAAGAUACGUAACAAUUUUCCUUGCAGAAUUAUUUUUCUCGUUUCAUUCAUUCAAAAUUAUUAUAUUUCUCCAUCCAUGAAAGAAGAUUAAGUAGUAAGGGAGGAAAUGAAUUUUCAAAAUUUGAAUCGUUUGAACGCGUUCGCAAACAUGGUCUCGGGAAACUUUUUACCGAUGACCAAUAUAAAUGAGAAAUUGUCGACAAUUUUGAAAAUCUAUUUCGUCGUCGCUUGGAUAAUAGAAUUGAUAUACGUGGCCGCCUCUUUCCUCGGACUUUUCAACGUGUCGGGGGAAAAAGCGUUGAAGGAUGGGACGGUGAACAUAGCCAUCUCGUUUGAAGUGAUAGUCUUCAACAUAUAUCUGCACAGUCGUAAAAAAUUGUUGCAUAAAUUAAUUGGAAAGUUGAACCAUCUUCUGAUCACGGAAGACGAAAUAUUUCGAAGUGUGAUAAUUGAUACGGUGAAACCUUUAGAGAUGCCUUUGAAAAUUUAUGUAAUUGCCAGUGUUGCCUCGCUCAUGAUAUGGAUAUUAUCCCCGUUGAUCAAAUUGUUUCAAAAGGAUGAGUUUUAUUACGAGGAUUUCAUAAUGCCAGCCGUUUUCUCCAAACAACAACCUUUCUCCAACGAUGUUUUCAUUUGUGGGAUAUUUCUUCAAUUGCUCGGCGGUGAAGAUACGAUAAUUAGAAAAAUCAGUCUUGAUAUCUACACCAUAUACUUGUGCCUUUUAAUUACGGCUCAAUACAAAUAUCUUAGGAUCAAAUUUGCGAUUAUACUUAAAGAGGAGCGUGAGAUAACGAAAGAUCAUUACAAGAAUAUUAUUUGGCGAAACGACAAUGUCAGACAGGAAAUGAAGUUGGUAACCCGCCAUUUUGAAACUGUAAUCGAGACGACUACUAUAUUGAAAAAAUUAAUUUCUCCCAAUAUUGGAUUUCUUUACUUAAGCUACGUUUUCCGGUUCUGCUUUCUGAGUUUUAUGUUUGCAAUGACCACGGCCAAGUAUUUUGAAAAAUGUUUGCUCGCAUCGUAUACGAUCGGUGCAUUAAUACAAUUUUAUAUAUUAUGUUAUUGUAUUCAACGUUUAUUUGAAGCGAGUUCAUCUAUAGCGGAUGAUGUGGUGUAUGAAAAAUGGUAUUAUUACGACGUACGCUUUCAACGUGUAAUUCUUAUGAUAAGUUUGUCUAACGAAUUAAAGUGUAAAAUAUCCAACUUUCAAAAUAUUGAUUUAACGUUACCAACUUUUAUGUCGAUUCUAAAUCAAGCAUAUUCGGUAUGUUUAUUAUUUUUGAAAGCAAGACAAGAUUGAAUCAAAUUAUUGUAAUAUCUUGUAUUAAUCAAUAGUACAUGUGAUACUUAUGAUUAAAAAGUUUCUCAUAUUAUAAUAUU